CAAGAUGGCGGCGCGGGGCCGCGUCCGCGCUCCCGCGCGGUCCACCCCCAGCCUUCCUCCGGCUGGGAGCUAGUCUCGCGUUGCCGCGCUCCGGUUGCCCUUCUGUUUGCGUGGUGGUCCUAGCCCCCGCCCCACGCCAUGUGGCUUCUCGGCUGGUGGCAGGUACUGCUGUGGGUGCUGGGGCUUCCCGCCCGCGGCCAGGAGGUUGCAGAGGAAAGUGGUCACUUAUGGUCAGGGGAAGAGUCUGCCGCCCCGCUCCAUGCGGGGGCCAUGUACGUGGGUGAAGAGGAGCCUGCACAUGGCCCGAUGGGCCCGGACACGUCCGCAGAAGAGGCUGGGGCAGUGCUGGGGCUGGACACUGAAGGCGACCGCAUGAUGAUGCUGUCUGUGGUUCCUGCGGAAACCGAGGACAAACCGAGCUCAGAGCCCAGCGAUGGCACCUGCGGGGCUGGAGGGAGCGAGGACUUGCGGUGCAGCCUCCGGGAGAGCCUCUUUUCUCUGGAUAGUGCAGGAGCCAACUUCCCGGAGAGAGAAGAGGAGGAUUACACGGAGCCAGAGGCAGCGGAAGCCGACCCGGCCCCCAGCGAGGACUCCAAUCACACCGACAGCCAGAAAUCCCCCAAGGUCAACUGCGAGGAGAGAAACGUCACCGGGCUAGAAAAUUUCACCCUGAAAAUUUUAAAUAUGUCACAGGACCUUAUGGAUUUUCUAAACCCCAACGGUAGUGAUUGCACGCUAGUCCUGUUUUACACCCCUUGGUGCCGAUUUUCUGCCAGUUUGGCCCCUCAUUUUAACUCUCUGCCCCGGGCAUUUCCAGCUCUUCAAUUUUUGGCCCUGGAUGCAUCUCAGCACAGCAGCCUUUCUACCAGAUUUGGCACUGUAGCUGUUCCUAACAUCUUGUUAUUUCAAGGAGCUAAACCAAUGGCUAGAUUUAAUCACACAGACAGAACAUUGGAGACCCUGAAAAUCUUCAUUUUUAACCAGACAGGUAUAGAAGCCAAGAAAAAUGUGGUGGUAACUCAAGCUGACCAAAUAGGUCCUCUUCCCAGCACUUUGAUAAAAAGCAUGGACUGGUUGCUUGUAUUUUCCUUAUUCUUUUUAAUUAGUUUUAUUAUGUAUGCUACCAUUCGAACUGAGAGCAUUCGGUGGCUAAUUCCAGGACAAGAGCAGGAACAUGCUGAGUAGGAAUGGACCGAAGAAGUUGGAAAGAGGAAUUUCAGUCCUUUGUCCCAGAAACUAAUGCUGCAAUUUCUCACAUUUUCUCCAGUGAAGAGUUGACUUACAACUUCAGUCGAAGAAUCAUGCAUUUGCUGAACUGUUAAAUAUGUAAAAAAUUAUAAACUGGUGUUUUAACUAGUAUUGCAAUAAGCCAAUGCAAAAACAUUCAAUAGAGUUCACUGUCCUUGUUUUAACUACCAGAACAUAAUCCAAUAUUUUAAGGGAAUAAUUCAGUUUGAAAUGGAAGAUGUAUUCUGGUGGAAUAAUGAGCAGAAGGACAAUCUGCUGACUAUAUAGAAGGCAGAAAUAGGACUUCCAAGUUAGUUUUAAAAACUCUUUAUUCCUUAAUAUGUGUAAGAAGGUGAAUUUCUGUUCAUUUGUAGGUUUUCUUUCAGACUUUAAACAGGAAAGUGUUGUUAUGGGAAGAAUAAACUGGAAUUGCUAAGUGUGACCUUACAAGUAGCAACUCGUGGGAAAAUAAAAGAGUCAAAUACCCUGUCAUUUGUGACUAACUUCAUUGAAAGAAUCUCAAAUGGUUUACGUUUUUUUCUGGGUAAAGCAGAUGUUAGGAGAAGGUAAAUGUUGUUAUCAUAAAUGAAGCUUUUUAGGUUCCGUUCUGUGCUAAUGCAUUAACUGAACCUGAAAAUGUUAGUUAGCAAUAUGCUACAUUUAAUGAGAACCAAAAUAUAAAACACUGUUCUUGCCCCCAAGUUGAUUCUAGUCUAGUUUUAAGACACGUAGAAAACAGACAUGUAACUUAAUACAAACUUUUUGAUAAGCUGUUUCUAAAAGAUCCCUUAAAUUCAGGUAUGACAGCUGAUUACAUGAUGAUAAAUUACUUUUAUGCUGAUUGUUUCUAGUGUUUUAGAGAGUAGUUCAUUUCAUAAGGCACCCUAAAUCCUAUGGAAAUAAACCUUGGGUGAGUCUUCUCAGCGUUUUACUGGAUGGGAGUUCAGGACUUCGUGUUGCGUUGUGGCCAGCCACGGCUGCGGCAGUCACAGGCAGGAGGGGUCUGCGGCUCAGAACGGUGCCAUUACUAUUUCCGCUUUAUCGGGGAGCAAACCGAGGCACAGAGAGGUUGAACAGCUUGCCCAGGUUAUACACAAAGUUGAUGUAGCUGGGAUUUCAAUUUUCAUAUGUAUCUGUACUUAAAAUAUAGGGAAAAUAUGUCUAGUAAUUCUCUUACAAUAACCAACGCUUGAAUAGUACUGUGUGUGUUGUGUCUGGUUCUAUUUUAAGAGCUUUAUGUAUAAUUUCAGUUGUGCAAUAGC
Pteronotus mesoamericanus is the source of this 2489-nucleotide messenger RNA. RefSeq names its product thioredoxin domain containing 15 (gene TXNDC15). The record is from RefSeq and is a predicted model, not a curated record. Gene Ontology annotation, biological process: cilium assembly. NCBI's taxonomy places the organism in Eukaryota, Metazoa, Chordata, Mammalia, Chiroptera, Mormoopidae. The coding region runs from base 139 to 1185 and encodes 348 amino acids. The transcript has 5 exons. Gene Ontology annotation, cellular component: cilium.